AGAAGUGGCAGCAGCGCUGGGUGCUGAGCCUUCAAGCAAGGGCGAAGCAUUUAGUGAGCAAGAGAAGACUUAUGUCAAGAGGUGUGUUCAAGUGUAUGCAUGGAGCUCGCCCGUGUAGGUUACCUGCUGAAAAGAUCAUCGACACAGCCUCUCUGCGCUUCUCAGAGCAGAGGGAAAGGCAAGCGAGAGCCAGCUCAAUGCACACAGCAUGUUCCGAAAGUUGCAAGCCCGCUCCACCGCGCGAAGCUCUUCAAGAGCGCGGAUCUCCAAUGCGGAUGCGGAUGCCUCGACAUCGGGUCUGCUGGAAGUGCAGCAUCUUCAGCGCUCUGGCCAAUCGUCCUCAAAGACCAAAAAUCCGGAGCUCCUCCUUGACUGGGACGCUUUCAAGAUUUGGCCACAAGGAAUGGAGCUGGAGGAACAAAGCCUUCUGGAUUAUUUUCGACGACUCAAGUUCAUACAAAUUGAGCAGGAGACCAAGAAUCUCUUUGUCAAGUUUAUCAGCGAUGAAGAGAUGGAGUUCUUUGAGCCUGCCGAUGUGGCCAAUCUCGAACGAGAAGCCAGCGAACUGAAAAGGCAGCUCAAGGACCGAAAAGAGAUGUUCAGAGCCGAACGAAAGGCACUCGAGGACCUCGCGGCGCGCUUUAGCGAAGUGGACCAGCUGCGGCAUGAUCUUGAGGUUGUCGAGGAGCUGCAAGGAUCAAUUGACGACAUGGAGCUCGAGCUGGCCCGUUUGCGCGUCGUUGGCGGAGGUACAGACGGUGGCGCGUCCAGCGACCAUGGCCACCUUGGCUCAAUUCUCGACCAAUCCUUCUCUUCGUCGCACGGUGUUGAAGUUGAUGACGCAGGCGAGAGCUGCCCGUUGCCCCGUCUCCUGUUCGAUCCCCCACGUCGAGGCACACUGACGCAAGACGAGCUCGCCAAGAUUGGCGAUCGACAGAAUGAUGCAAUCGUAUGGCUAGAGGAUGCCAAGGAGAAGUUGGCAUCCGAGGCCGGAGAAGCCAAGCGGGAGCUGGCCAAGAGUCACAAGGCGCUGGACCGACUCAUGGCCGAACGUUCUCAGGUCGAGCGAUUCGCCGCCGAAAUGCAGCAACAGCAACAGGUAGCCAGCCGAAAGCGGCGACAUGGUGCCGCUCUAGGAGACGAGGACGAAGAACGCAAGGUCAAUCUGGCCACUCUGGGCUUGCUGAAGAGCCUCGUCUCCUUGUCUUCAAUUUCCUCAACGGACCGCCUCACACUCGAGAUGACACUUGGCGUCCUCCUGUCAGACGCUGCCAAAGACCUACUCAAGGGAGCUGGAAAAGGCCCAGCAAAGCGGAAGAAGUCAAAACAGCAGCAAAUAGAGGAACAAUCGAGCAAGUCCUCCGUCAGGCUCGUCGUCCGAUUCGUUGAAGAGAACAAUGGGCGGAAAUUGUCGGCCCUUGAGAUUCGUCGUCCUGCGGUCUCAGCAGGACCGGAAGAUGGCCAAGAGGGAGACGUUCAAGAGGACGAUGACUGCUUGCUGGAGUUCUUUGCGCCCCCAGGCAGCAUUGCACGGAUGCGGAUACAGGAAGCCAUCGAUGGCGACCAUCUCGCCCUCUUGCUUCAGGAGGCCAUCACCUGUGUUGAGGGCCUUGCCUAGGUCGCCGGACAUUACCAGCGCUGUACUAGUAUACCUUUAGAAAUCGAAGCGAGUUCUCUCGCCGAGCGUGCCAAGUGUGUCACUGGAGGCUCUGGCGGCAAUGAGAAGGAGGAGCAACGGAGGC
Acaromyces ingoldii is the source of this 1742-nucleotide messenger RNA. RefSeq lists its product as hypothetical. Bases 209 to 1618 code for a protein of 469 amino acids. The record is from RefSeq and is a predicted model, not a curated record. The transcript is spliced from 3 exons. Gene Ontology annotation, biological process: kinetochore assembly; attachment of mitotic spindle microtubules to kinetochore; protein localization to kinetochore. Lineage: Eukaryota; Fungi; Basidiomycota; Exobasidiomycetes; Exobasidiales; Cryptobasidiaceae. Gene Ontology annotation, cellular component: kinetochore.